Messenger RNA from Sclerotinia borealis F-4128, 1059 nucleotides. Lineage: Eukaryota; Fungi; Ascomycota; Leotiomycetes; Helotiales; Sclerotiniaceae. The record is from the annotation of a GenBank genome assembly.
AUGUCUAAACCUAGACCUUUAAAACUUAGGGCAUCUCUAUCUAAAAAUUUCACAUUCGGUGUAGAAUUCGAGUUUGGCCUCCGCUUUGUAAAGAAACCAUUUUCAACCCCUCCGAAGAAUUGGGAAUUUGUCAAAGAUACUUUGAUGGUCGCAACCGGGUUUGAGAUUAUGACAGAUCAUGAAAUAAACGACCUUGAUCGUCAUGGGCCCGAAGAUAUUCAUCCAUCAGAGGAAUAUAAAACAUGGACUAUCGGCUCGGAUUCAACCUUAUAUUUUGAUGAUGAAAAGGGAAAAGACCUCCUGGAGUAUAUCCCUAUUGAAAUGCGAUCACCAGUCUUGAAAUUUAACCCCGAUAGCUUGAAGGAAAUUCAUAAAAUGCUGACCGCACUCAACACCAAUUUUAAUGUUGUGGUCAACCGCUCAUGUGGCCUCCAUGUUCAUGUUGGCAAUGGAACAGAAGGAAUGUCAGUUGAGCCUCUCAAACAUCUCAUGGCAACUAUCUGGAUUUUUGAAUCUCAAAUCUCAUCCCUUCUUCCCAAGUCACGAAGUCUGCUUUCCUGUCACUCUGCACCACUUCAUCAAUGCUCCAACCUUGGCGUACGUGGGUUUGAAGGGGAUUUACUUGAUGUGCCGUUCAGUCCAUCUACUAUCAAUGAAGUGGUAACGAUGUUCGAAGGUUAUGCCAAAAGUUUCCGUUUGGCGUACUUAAUUGGAGGACUCAGACAACCUUUUGAUGAACCAGUCAAGAGAACCAUCGAGUUUAGACAGCAUGAAAGAACCACGGAUCCAGAAACAUUUAUGAACUGGGUGAGUUUUGUUGUUGAGUUGGUGGUCUGGGCUUACAAGGUUCGCCGUCAAGAUUUGAAAAUCAUUCUCUCGGACUACCUCAAUCAGAGAGAAGGGUAUUCGGUGGAAUAUCUCUUCAAAGAAAUUGGUUUCCCAGAAUCAACCGUUAAAUUCUACCGGAUAAAAGUCGGAAGAGUAGAGGAAGCUGAAAAGGAAGAAGCUAGAAGGGAGAAAGCUGACAGGGACGCUAUUGGCAUAUCAUCAUUUUCUUAA